This is a messenger RNA of Aspergillus homomorphus CBS 101889, 1136 nucleotides long. Its product is annotated as cysteine and histidine-rich domain-containing protein. Lineage: Eukaryota; Fungi; Ascomycota; Eurotiomycetes; Eurotiales; Aspergillaceae. The record is from RefSeq and is a predicted model, not a curated record. The coding region runs from base 99 to 1037 and encodes 312 amino acids. The transcript is spliced from 3 exons.
UUCACGGUGAGGGAGAUCAGACCCAUCUUCCCCCAUCGCAAAAGAAAUUCAGUCAAGUCUCCAAUCCGCUUCAUCGACCUACCCCUUCUUUCACAAAUAUGGCAUCUAAGUGUGUCCACAAGGGCUGCGGGAAGGAGUUCACCGACCCCGAAGAGCCCUGCGUUUACCAUCCCGGCCCGCCAGUGUUCCACGAGGGUCAAAAAGGCUGGAAAUGCUGCAAGCCCCGCGUUCUCACUUUCGACGAAUUUCUCGCCAUCCCCCCGUGCACCACGGGCAAGCACUCCACAGUCGAUGAUACCCCUCAGCCUCCUCCCAAGCCCGUCGCAGAAGAAGCUCCGGCUCCGGCUCCGGCUUCUACGCCGGUGCCCGAACCUCCCCGCCAUGCCAUCUCGCCGGCCAUUGCCCCUCCCUCCAAUGCGCCGACUCCUGUCCCCGAAGAGCCCGAGUCCGACGAUCCCGAUCUCGAGAUCCCGGCCAACGCCACCUGUCGCCGGAGGGGCUGCAACGCGGGAUACGAUGCGGCCGUGGCGCGCGAGGACGAGAAGUGUGUCUUCCACCCCGGCCAGCCCAUCUUCCACGAAGGCAGCAAGGGGUGGUCGUGCUGCAAGAAGCGAGUGCUCGAGUUCGACGAGUUCCUGAAGAUCCAGGGCUGCAAGGAGAAGACGAAGCAUAUGUUUGUUGGCAAGGGCAAGCCUCCGGGCGAGGAGAAGGUGGACACAGUCCGGAACGACUUCUACCAGACGCCAUCCUCCGUGAACGUCUCGCUCUACCUGAAGAAGAUUGACAAGGAGAACGCCAAGGUUGAGUUCUCUGCUACGUCGUUGGAGUUGGAUCUCCCCACGACGGACAACAAGCGGUACAAAGACACCUAUCAGCUGUUUGCGCCUAUCGAUCCCGAGAAGUCCAAGUUCCGUGUCAUGGGCACGAAGCUGGAAUUGACUUUGAUCAAGGCGGAUGGCACCAGCUGGCCGGUGCUGCGCAGCGACGACAAGUGGACUGGAGAGCGCAUCCAAGUGGGCAAGGCGGGAAGAGCUUGAGGAUACUUGGAUGGAUCAGGAAAAUAUAAUAUACUAUCGGCGGGCUAAGAGACCGAUGAACCGACAUAUAAUGGCAUACGGAGAUAUGUGUAGUAUGGG